AGUGGUAUAUUCAGGCCAGGCAUCAAUGCAAUACUUGGUCCUACUGGAUGUGGAAAGACUACGUUGUUGAAUUUGCUUGCCGGUCAAUGUUCAGGUCAAGGUGUGAAGGGAAAAGUUUUGAUAAAUGGACAGAAUAUCCCAUCAAAUUUCAAACACAUUGCUGGUUAUGUCAUACAGGAUGACAUGGUGAUGAGUAUGCUGACAGUCAAGGAAAAUGUUAUGUUCUCAGCCAACCUACGAAUACAUGAACCUAUGACUUUGAAACAAAAAGAUAAUCUAGUCGAUGAAACAUUACAAGAACUGGGUUUGACCAAAUGUGCUAACACUAAGAUAGGCAACAGCUUCACGAGAGGCAUAUCAGGAGGAGAGAGGAAGAGGACAAGCAUUGCCAUGGAGAUCAUCACAUCGUCACGCAUCCUCUUCCUUGAUGAACCAACAUCUGGCUUGGACGCAAGCACUGCUCAUUCUGUCAUGCUGACUCUUAAGAGUUUAGCACUGAAAGGUAUGACAGUCAUAAUGUCCAUCCAUCAACCACGCUAUUCAAUAUUCAAGAUAUUUGACCAGCUCUUUGUACUUUCUAAAGGACAGACAAUUUUUCAUGGGCCUGCUAAUAAAACUCUUGAUUUUCUUGCUUCUUCAGGCUACAUCUGUGAAGAGCACGACAACCCAUCGGAUUUCAUAUUAGACGUUCUCUCGGGCACUUACAACAACAACAACAUCAUCAACAAUGUUGGUUUUAACAUCAGUGUUGACAACAAUGUUGCAGAUGGAAAACAGCUGCUGGAUGGCAACAAAUAUGUCAACAAAAAACUUCAGGUUGCUAGCAGUGAUGUUAAACAGUUGCAGGCUGCUGACGAUCAGGAUGAAGGUAUGUUUUUGUUGAUUGCGUGCUGCAUUGUUGUUUUUUUCAUGUUGUUGGCUGCAGUUUCAUGUAGAACUUUCAAAUGUACUGUCAGGAAUACCAGAGCCAUAUCAACGCCGGCAUUCUCUGCACUCAUCCUUUCACUCAUUGUUGGCUCAAUCUAUUUCCAGAUUGACAGAUCAGCCCACAGUGCACGAACUAAAAUACAAAACAGAGUCGGAGCCUUCUUCUUCAUAGUAAUGAAUCACGUGUUUGCCAACAUGUCCUCUGUUGAUGUUUUCAUAAGGGAGCGAGCUAUAUACAUCCAUGAAACAAUAAGUGGUUACUAUGGCAUCGUUGUAUACUUCAUAUGCAAGAUUCUAUUCGAAGUUCUGCCAUUGCGUACCAUGCCAAUCAUUUUCUUCUCCAUCAUUACUUUCUUUAUGAUAGGUUUUCCAUUCACUCUGUACAACCUGCUAAUCUAUGCUUUCAACAUCUUCCUAACGAACGUGGCUGGAGCCUCAGUGGCAUUGUUCUUCAGUGCGUCGACCAGACAGCAUGCCAUUGGAACUGUACUCACCUCUCUCGUCUGGGUGACCAUGAUGGUCUACAGUGGAGUCCUGGUCAAUAUAGAAACUGUCCCCAGGUUUCUCAGAUGGGUUUGUUGGGGCAGUAUAUUCAGAUACAGUAUCAAUAUGUUUCUGAUAAAUAGUUUGAAGAAUCAGACGUUCUGUGACGAUGGUGUGUCGGGUAAUCAAACGCACAUUGAAUGUCUAUCAGGCAAUGAAUAUCUGGAAAGUCAAGGCAUCCAAUACUUGAGCUCUUUUGAUCAGUGGAAGAAUGAAAUGUUUCUAAUCAUCAUUUCCAUAAUUUUUCUCACUCUAGCUCUCAUCCAGCUUAAAAGAUCUGUCAGAUUCACUCAAUAA
Messenger RNA from Helobdella robusta, 1767 nucleotides. RefSeq lists its product as hypothetical. The annotation marks the transcript as partial. Gene Ontology annotation, cellular component: plasma membrane. Gene Ontology annotation, molecular function: ABC-type transporter activity; ATP binding; ATP hydrolysis activity. NCBI's taxonomy places the organism in Eukaryota, Metazoa, Annelida, Clitellata, Rhynchobdellida, Glossiphoniidae. The record is from RefSeq and is a predicted model, not a curated record. The transcript has 13 exons.